This is a messenger RNA of Saccharomyces paradoxus, 3138 nucleotides long. RefSeq names its product SUMO protease ULP2 (gene ULP2). Gene Ontology annotation, molecular function: cysteine-type peptidase activity. Gene Ontology annotation, biological process: proteolysis. The coding region runs from base 1 to 3138 and encodes 1045 amino acids. The record is from RefSeq and is a predicted model, not a curated record. The transcript has a single exon. Lineage: Eukaryota; Fungi; Ascomycota; Saccharomycetes; Saccharomycetales; Saccharomycetaceae.
AUGUCUACCAGAAAACGUAAGUUUAAUAGUCUCAAACCGCUAGACACCUUGAACAGCCCUCGUGCCAGCUCUCCAAGGUCCUCUGCUUCUUUGCCGCCGAAGAGAUACAAUACUUUUCGUAAAGAUCCAAAGAUAGUCGAUCAUCUUAACAACGCUUCCACCAAGGAUUUUUUACCAGUUUUGAGCACGAGCAGCGAAAAUAGGAAGCAGGUCAAAUUGUCGGAUGAUGAUGAUGAAGAAGGCAGCAAUAGCGGGCGUUCAGAUCAAGAGUUUGAACCUUUGCAAAGCUCUCCUUUGAAAAGACACACAUCACUCAAAAGCACAUCCAAUGGCCUUUUGUUUCAAAUGUCUAAUAACCUGGGGAAUGACUCAUCGGAAGCAGGGAUAACGAAUGUUCCUCAAAAUGACUCAAUUGUCUCCACUAAACUAAAUUUGAACGGCCAAUUUUCUUGCGUUGAUUCAAAAACACUCCAAAUAUAUCGGCAUAAAUCACCAUGCAUAAUGACAUUUGUCUCAGAUCAUAACCAUCCAAGGUUUUCUUUGUAUUUUCAACAGUCGCUAAUCUACAAUUCACAAAUUAAUCUGCUUGAUGAUGUCGAGUUGACUAUUUUAGAUAAAAGGAACUCUUUGAUGGCUAUAAUUUUAAAAGAUCUGAAAAAAUUCAACAUGAUACUAGACGUAAAUAACUCUACAAUCAACAUCAAGACAAGCAUCUUAAUAUGGUCUACUACCAGCUCCGCUUCAAAUAAAAAAAUAAAGUCUAUUAAAAGGUUCUUAUUGACGUCGUAUUCUUCGUCAAUAAGCGUCCAGAUCUUGGAUAAUAAAGAACAGGUUUUGGAACGACUGAAACAUUUGGCUCAUUCUGCUUCUUCAUUUCCACCUUCAUCGAACAUGGAAAAGGCAAUAAAUUCUACUAAAAACGCGUUUGACUCUUUAAGACUUAAAAAAACUAAAUAUUCUACUGGUGAUGAUGGAAAUCCACAGAUUCAUACACGUUUCUUAUCGAAUAAACCUCACGGUUUGCAAUCCUUAACAAAACGGACUCGUAUUGCCAGCCUUGGCAAGAAAGAGCAUUCAAUAUCUAUACCGAAAUCGAAUAUUUCACCCUUAGAUUUCUACAACAAUGGCGGGACAGAAACUUUACAAUCGCACGCAGUUUCGCAAUUAAGACGAUCGAAUAGAUUUAGGGGUGUUUCGAAUUCAGCAAAUUCAAAUUCGAGCUCAAACGCAAAUUCAAAUUCAAAUUCAAAUUCAGAAUUUGACGAUGCAACUACAGAAUUUGAAACGCCAGAGCCUUUCAAACCUAGCCUCUGUUAUAAAUUUAACGAUGGUUCAAGCUAUACUGUAACAAAUCAAGAUUUCAAGUGCCUUUUCAAUAAGGACUGGGUUAAUGAUAGUAUUUUGGAUUUUUUUACGAAAUUUUACAUUGAAUCAUCUAUCGAAAAAUCAAUCAUCAAAAGAGAACAAGUUCAUCUAAUGUCCUCCUUUUUCUACACGAAAUUGAUCAGUAAUCCAACAGAUUAUUAUUCUAAUGUGAAAAAAUGGGUUAACAAUACCGAUUUAUUUUCUAAAAAAUACGUUGUCAUACCAAUCAAUAUAAGUUAUCAUUGGUUUAGUUGCAUUAUAACAAAUUUAGAUGCGAUCUUAGAUUUUCACCAAAACAAAGAUAAAAAUGAGGCCAUCAAUUCCGAUGAAAUUUCGAUCAACAAUCCUCUGAUUAAUAUCUUGACUUUUGACUCAUUAAGGCAAACUCAUUCAAGAGAAAUUGACCCAAUAAAGGAAUUUCUCAUAUCAUAUGCAUUCGAUAAAUAUUCAAUUCAAUUGGACAAAACACAAAUUAAGAUGAAAACGUGUCCAGUUCCACAACAACCUAACAUGAGUGAUUGUGGUGUUCAUGUUAUUUUAAAUAUCAAAAAAUUUUUCGAAAAUCCUGUGGAAACAAUUGAUAUAUGGAAAAAUUCCAAGAUUAAAAGUAAACAUUUCACCGCUAAAGUGAUUAAUAAAUAUUUUGACAAAAGUGAAAGAAAUUGUGCAAGAAAAAAUUUGAGGCAUACUUUAAAGCUUUUACAACUGAAUUACAUCAGUUAUUUGAAGAAAGAAAAUUUAUAUGAUGAGGUCAUGCAAAUGGAGGAGAAAAAAAUCACUAACAUCAACAGUAAUGAAAGUUAUGAUGACGAUGAUGAUGAAGAGAUUCAAAUCAUUGAAAAUAUAGAUCAACAACCCAGUAAAGAUAAUAACGCACAGUUGACCUCAGAACCUCCUCGUUCACGAUCACCCAGUACUUUAACAACAGAAAUGGAGGCGACAGAGUUGCAUGAUCCCAUAGAGCAUCAAUCAAAAGUACAAUCCAGUGGUGAAAUAAUACCCGAUAAUGAAGACCCCAUUUGUGCUACUGCUAUAGAAACACCAUCUAUCUCUCCUCCCGUACGCCACAAUAUUUUAAAAAGUUCAUCACCUUUCAUAUCGGAAAGUGCAAAUGAAACAGAACAAGAAGAAUUCACGUCACCAUAUUUUGGAAGACCUUCACUGAAGACGAGGGCUAAGCAGUUUGAAGGCGUCUCGUCACCAAUAAAGAACGAUCAGGCACUGUCAUCCAUUCAAGAUAUUACAAUGCCGUCGCCUAAACCGAAAAGGAUUUAUCCAAGCAAAAAAAUCCCACUGCCUUCCUCUUACAUUGAACCUCUCUCGAUAGAUUCUGCAGAACGCCAAUCUAGUCCCAACAAUACCAACAUUGUAAUUUCAGAUACAGAACAAGAUCUGGAAACAGGAGUAAAUUCUGAAAACAAUAACACUAGUAGUAUUGCUAACAGGGAUGACUCGGAUGUUAACUUAAUUGGAGGCCCACCACCAAAUGCAGCGAAAAAUAUUGAUGACAGCACUCAGGAAGGUAAUGAUAACAAUGACAGUCUUGGUAAAAUACUACAAAAUGUUGACAAAGAACUGAAUGAAAAGCUGGUUGAUAUUGAUGAUGUGGUAUUUAGUAGCCCAACUGCGGGUAUCCCAAGAAUCAGUGCAAGAAGUAAAGAGUCGAGUUCACAACAUCUCUCUGAUUAUGAGAAUGAAAAUAAUCGGUCUCAAGAUGUGGUUUGGGAUGAGGGCAGAGAAAAUCCUAUACUCUUGGAGGACGAAGAUUCUUGA